AUGUUGAAUCCAGGGAGCACCUCCUGCUUAGAUGUGUGUUCAGUGAACAGGAUAAAAUAUGCUACUGCUCCAGCAACCCUUCGGAAACUGGUGGCCCAGGCAGCGAUCUAUCAUCUCUGGAAACAGAGAAACCACCUCCUCCAUAAUCAGGUUUCGAUCCCUCCCGAGUUAAUAUUCAAGGAUAUAGACAGGGAGAUUAGAAACACCAUAACUGCGAGAAAUCACAGGAAGCACUUCCGUAAUUUGAUGAUCCUUUGGAUUCGCUAG
Messenger RNA from Camelina sativa (false flax), 267 nucleotides. The record is from RefSeq and is a predicted model, not a curated record. NCBI's taxonomy places the organism in Eukaryota, Viridiplantae, Streptophyta, Magnoliopsida, Brassicales, Brassicaceae.